Seminavis robusta is the source of this 3747-nucleotide messenger RNA. The record is from the annotation of a GenBank genome assembly. NCBI's taxonomy places the organism in Eukaryota, Bacillariophyta, Bacillariophyceae, Naviculales, Naviculaceae.
AUGGCCAAGAGCGCAGAGGCUGAGCAUCGGUCCAACACUUCCAGGACAACUCGUUCAAAUUCAAAUAAAAGUCUGGUAUCCGAUGUGACCUGUCUAAGCACCGAGUUUUCUUCCGGUGCUUUCUUGAGGUCUAGCAACAAUGAUGCAACCACGACGGUCAGCAACAACUCCAGGGUCCCACCCUCACUUGGAGGCUCUUUUGUAGGUCUGGAAGACUCCAAGCACUCCACAACCAAGGAUGCCAGCUGCAACUUGCCAGACAAGGUCCGAGUGCGGGAAUCUGGCAUGAGCAUGAAGGGACAACUCCGUGACAGCCUCAAGAAUAUGGCCCAAGAUUUGCUCUUGAAGCUGCCCUCAUUGGGUAUCUACGGCCGUCAGGAACAGCUUGGGCUGUUAGAACAAGCUUUCAAGACCCUUCUCCAUGGCCGCGGCGGCAAGUCGUCUUUCAAGUCUUCACUGACUGCAUCAUCUACAUCGAAAGGCAGUACCAUGGGCAAUCUGAAGGACUCAGCAGACCACGAUGAUACUACCUGUGCUACCGAGAAAUCGGGAUCUACAGCGGAGAAGAGCGUCCGAUUCUCCCCGGAUGCCAAAGGCGACGAUCUUGAUCAUCACCUCGGCAAGCAGAAGCAAGUUGUUUGGGUCACGGGCAUUGGGGGGUCUGGAAAGUCGUCCCUGGUCGCCGCUUUCAAGGAUAAAGUACACAACAUGGCUGGCAGCAGCAAUAGUGCUUUCUUUGCCUCUGGCAAGUUUGAGUUUCAUCAAAACCUAAAGCCGUACUCCGGAAUCUCUCAGGCCAUGACCCAGUUUUGCAAUUCCCUCAUGCUCUAUUCUUCGGAUAGUACGCUCCAAGACCUGGCAGCUCGGCUCCAAGACCAACUCACGCAAUAUCAGCUCCAAGUCUUGACGCAGUACUUGAUCCCCAACAUGCAGCGUGUAUUGUCCUUGCAAGAAGCACCAGCAAAUAGUAUUAUUGAAGAAGAGAGUCACCACCAAGAAGAACGACUGGUGGGUGCAGACGGGCCAUCGUUGGAAGCAUUGCACACACUCCAAAUUGCCUUUCAGAUAUUUCUCCGAGCCGUAUGCAGUAUUCAGCCACUCGUCUUGGUUCUGGAUGAUCUGCAAUCAGCCGAUGUCAACUCUUUGGAGCUGAUAGAGCAAAUCCUCAGCGAUAAAAAGAACCCCAACUUGCUCCUCAUUGGACUCUAUCGAAAUGACCAAUUGAACGAGUCCGACAAACUCGUCAAGGAUAUUGUCAGUAAGUGUCCACCAUCCCAGGACAGCAACAACAACAAUGACGAUCACGCCAACAGCAUGUACAGCGUCAGAACUACAACCAUUGCACUGAAUGAAGAUAGUGACUUGGGAGUUACAGAGGUCAACCAAUUACUCCAGGACUUUCUCAAUGCUUCUGAUUUUGCAGAAGAACAAGUUCUUGCUUUGGCCACCUUGGUACACCAAAAGACACAAGGACGACCCUUUUACGUUCAUCAAUUCAUUUCCAAUCUCGUCAUGCAAGAGUCCUUUCAAUACAAUGUCACUACUUUGAGUUGGACGUGGGACUUGGAAGACAUCCAAAGCAACAUGGAGGCAACCAAGAACGUGGUGCAUAUCAUGCAAACCCGCCUCAAUCGACUCUCGAACGACAAGAAGGCCCUACUCAAGCGACUGGCAUGCUUGGAAUCGCACUUCUCAUACGACAUGUGUCGUCUAGUGGGUGCGCCUUUGGCCGACCCAGAAAGCAUCGACGAAUCUUUGACCGACUAUGUCAGCCUCGGCCUGAUCAAUGAAAUGGUGUCGGAACAGCGCAUGGCGGAUUCAUUCCGUAUGGAGGAAGAAGAUGGAGCCGCUAGUGAUGUUGCGAUUGAGACGAGCCAAGGGGGGUUUAACGGCAUUACGUUUUUCUGGGUUCAUGACAAGAUCCAACAAUCGGUGAUGGAACUGUUUAUCACCAAAGAGGAGUUGAAUAGAGAAAAGCUCGAUAUGGCAGAAAACUUACUGGAGAAACUCAAUCCAGAGCAAAUGAGCUCAGAGCUCUUUGUGGUGGCAAAUCUCCUAAACGAUGGAUUGGAGUCACUUUCAGUGGACUUUUUGACAAACACGCGUCGCCUCGACUUUGCCAAAUUCAACAUGAGAGCGGGGAAGAAAGCUCUAGAAGCAUCGGCAUUCACUUCAGCUGCAAACUUUCUGAACGUCGGUAUCCGUCUCUUGCCAUCCGGAAGCUUUGAUACUGACUACGAACUUGCGUUGGACUUGUAUUCGAGCGCGGCUGAGGCCGAGUGCUAUCGAGGCCGAUACGACAACAUGCAGCGGAGCAUCGAUGAGAUAGUGGAGCGUAAAUCGAUUUCUCUGUUGGACAAGCGACGUGCUUACAAUGCUCGCUUGGACAGUCUACAGGCAAAGGACUUGAUCAUUGAAGCUCGUGAGGAGUGCGUCGCUGUGUUGGCAAAGCUUGGUUGUCGAUUCCCGAAAAUCGCGUUGACCCCUCGUAUCAUUGCCGGCCUUGUCAAGACAAAAAUGGCCGCCAAGAAAUUGUGCGAGAAAGACGUGAAUGAAUAUGCACUUCUAAGCGAUCCAAGAAUCCUUUGGAUCAUGGCUCUGCUGGACAAGCUCAUGACUUUCGCGUUCCUCACGGAAUCGCCACUGGUCCCUUUGAUUGCCAUAAAAGCAAUCAAGUACACACAGAAGUAUGGUGUUGGAAUUCAGUCCGCUCCAAUGUUUGCAUUGGCUGCCUUCCUGGUGUGCGGGCCAAUGGGCGACUACAAAACUGGGAAGGCGUUAGCAGACUUGUCUUUGAAGGUGCUGGGUCGUGCUGAGUCUCAACGUGCAAAGGCCAGGACCUACAUGUUCGUGUACGGUUUUGUGUAUCACUGGUCAGAAGCCGCGCAACCGUGUCGUUCCAAACUUCUGGAAGGUUACAAAGCUGGGCUGGCUGUGGGCGACCUGGAGAACAGCUGUUGGAAUUUGUCGCACUUUCUGCACAUGGCCUUUUUCUCAGGAGUAUCCUUGCCGUCGUUGCACUUGGACGUGGUUGCUUAUGGUGAUCAAGUUGAAGGUUUCUCACAGGCAACUGCGAGAGACCUGUUGCGGGGCUUGCAACAUGCGGUGGAAGUACUGAUGGGGACAGCUUCCUCGAGGGUUCGCAACAUCGUGGGCGAGGAAAAGUCCAUGGUAUCCGUCAUAACAGAUCUCAAAUGGGAAAUGUAUACCUCCUUUUUCUUGGGAGAUUAUGCUCGGGUUGCGCAGAUUAUGAAUGAAAACAAGACCAUAAUGGAUGGCUUUCCUGGCACGUACGGCCACGGCACUCAAUGUUGCUACAUUGGGAUGAGUUUCAUGCUACUGGCCAGGACAGAGAAACGUGCCAGCGCAAAGUACAAGCGCGAAGCAAAAAAGUUUGCGAAGGUGGUAAAGACCACGGUGGACAAAGGGUGCCCCAACGCAACCCAUCUCGAAUCUCUUUUGGAUGCUUUCCUGGAGGCUUCCAAAGGCAAGGAGCCGAAAGCUUGCAAAAACUUUGAAGUUGCUGCACUGCUGGCUGGCCGAAAGGGUUUUCUACAGGAUCAAGCGCUAGCUCAACAACACCUUGGUGAGUACUACCUGACACUGGGCAAACGUGACGAGGCCGGUUAUCACAUUGGCGAAGCCGUGAAGCUCUUUGAGAUUUGGGGCGCCCAAGCCGUUGCGGACAUGCUGAAGGAGAAAUACGUCCAGCUGCUUGCACCAGUUCCAUCUGUUUGCGUUGAAUAA